AUGGCCACCCAAGCCACUCUGGAGCUGCCCUUCCGGCCCGACGCCCAUCUGACCGAGGUGAUGCGUCAGCGGGCCCAGUCGCUGCAGCAGCGCGGCGGGAAGCGGCAGGACGGAGAGCGCCUCCUCCGACCACACGAGGCCGUCUACCGCCUGGACUUCUCCCAGCAGGCCUUGCGUUUUGCCCACUGGGGUGUGCGGCUGGCACGCUCAGGUCGCCUCACCGUGACUGCCACCUCACAGCUUUGGACGCCCGACCUCACCCACCUGAUGAACCGUCAGCUGCUGGAGCCGGCGGGGGUGUUCUGGCGAGCUGAGAGUGACGGCGACGACACGCCCAUACACCACUAUGAGGCUGAUGCCCAGGAGUUUGGUGAGCGCAUCGCCGAGAUGGCGAAGGUGAGGAAGAUAAUGUACUUCCUGCUGGCAUUUGAGGAGGGCAUUGGUCCGGAUGCUGUUGAAUGCUCCAUCAGCUUCCAGGUCGACCAGAAGUGA
Messenger RNA from Coregonus sp. 'balchen', 492 nucleotides. Lineage: Eukaryota; Metazoa; Chordata; Actinopteri; Salmoniformes; Salmonidae. The record is from the annotation of a GenBank genome assembly.